Messenger RNA from Thelazia callipaeda (thelaziosis nematode), 231 nucleotides. Lineage: Eukaryota; Metazoa; Nematoda; Chromadorea; Rhabditida; Thelaziidae. The record is from the annotation of a GenBank genome assembly.
AUGGUUUGGUUGGUCACACUGAUCAAUGCGCGUGGUUAUGAUAAAAAAUUUUUCGAUACAACUUUAAUCUUCGAAAGACAACACCAUCGGAGAACUGUCGGCCUAUAUUUACCCGCACUUGCCUUCGGUUGUGUUAAGGAAAGCAUCUGCAAAUGUAUGGCUGUAACAACUUGCAGAAAAGUAAUUAUUGCGUACGGUAAAAAAGCAACUGAUGAUGUUUAUGGUAAUUGA